AUGGCUAAACAUCAUAUCGAUCCAAUACCUACCGUGCAGCGGCCUUUACACCUGAUCUAUCAGCCUGCGUCCUUGCCCUCACAGCGACCAGCGUCUGCUUCUCUGUCGUGCGAUGAUCAGCUGCAAAUAAAAUGGGAUGCAAUUGACGUUAAUGCUGAUUCUCGUUUGCUGGCGUCGGCUCUGAGAUCAGCUGCACUCCAACAGGGGGCGGCUCUGCAACGUGCCGUUACAGCUUUUGCUCGAGAUGCCUCUCAAUGCGUAGUGCGAGUAGCAAUCGCUACAAAGGAACGCGAACUCGUGUCAUACCUGAUCACUGUCCUCAACGAAUUUCCUGCAUUGUUCUUCGAGAUAUUCGUCGGUAACGAAGAGCAACGGGAGCUGUAUGCGUCACGCGUGCAGUCUGGUGUGGUUCGAACUGCAGACCUGGAUAAGGUGCUUACGGGCGAAGACCUCCCGGAACAUCCAUAUUACGACAUCCUCGUGGUCUUCGAUCGAUCAUCCGACGAGGAUAGAUUCCGCUCCAUUUUAUUGCGCUGCAGUAGCUGCGUGGUGCCGGGAGGGAUUUCUGUUGUGACAGCACAGCUGCACGCAUCUUGUGGAUACCAGGUCGAGGAAUCCAUUCGAGGGCCAUACGAGCAACUGGGCAUGGCCGUCCUCGGCAGCAAGCAGGGCAAUUCUGACCCUCCGUCCGCUGCGACAAUUGUUAGUCAACGUAUCGACUAUCGCUCCACCACCGACACCAUGCUGUUCGCCCGCGAUGCACUCAUCUUCGCUUACAGCCACGGCCAGGAGAUGACUCUUCAACAGUAUUUCAGGAACUUGGACUCGUCCGAAGAGCUGGACGUAUGGAUCUUGGCAGGCCGCGACAGCGGACGCGCAUCAGGUCUCCUACGUGCUCUCCGACGCGAGUACAUCACUUGGACCAUACGGCUUGUCGUCUUCCCACCCUCAUUCUCCGAGCAACAGAGGAAUGAGUAUCUUGUGAAAAUACCAGCCAUAAUGCGUCAAGAGCCGGAGAUACUGGUUUCUCCAGAGGGCACAUUUCUCGUCCCUCGGUUAGUCCCGAUACCACCCAUUGUUCCAGAUCCAGUUUCGGAGCAGAAAAGCAUCCCUGGAAGUGUCCCUCUAGACAAGGUGCUAGUGGACGUAUGUUCUUCGUGGACGUUCAAUAGUUGUGCGGCAAUCCUCGGCAUUGUCAACGGGACGCAGUCGCCUAUGCUACCAGCGGGCACAUGCGUGGUGGGCGUCCUCGACGGCGUCCCUGUACAGCCAUCCAUCAUCCACGCGGACCUGGUAUCGCAUGUGUCCCCCGAGGUGCACAGCUUGGCAGCCGCUGGUCCCGCCUGCCUCCUGGGAUUCCUCUCCGCGGUUCUCGCUCCCGGACUAUCCACCUUCCGACGUCUGCAGCGAUUGCAGUCCAUGCGCAUCCUGCUGACGCAUGCUGAUUCGCCAGUUGGACGAGCUAUCGCAUUCCUAUACUCUGUGCUAAAGGUCGAGCACGUGAAACUCGACCAGAACGCCAGCAUGCUUGACCUUGCCCGUGUGGGCAAGGGGAGCUUCCACUUGAUCAUCUCUGGAUAUGAGGGCACUGACGCAGGCCCAAUCACUUUCAUGCGAUCUCUUCUGCUCCAAGGCGAAGGGAGGAUGUUCCUGUGGAAUACGGAAGACGAGGGCGUUACCAACAUUCUCCGAACGGAUCCUUGCUCGGUCCAGGAUGCUCUCGCGGUUGUUGUCCCCAUGCUGGAAGAACACGUAACAGACCUUCAACCGGUAUUGUCUUCUCCUGUCGACACCAAAUCAAGUGACGUCGAG
Molecule: messenger RNA, 1812 nt
Organism: Postia placenta MAD-698-R-SB12
Lineage: Eukaryota; Fungi; Basidiomycota; Agaricomycetes; Polyporales; Adustoporiaceae
Exons: 3
Source: RefSeq, a predicted model, not a curated record